This is a messenger RNA of Arachis duranensis, 597 nucleotides long. Its product is annotated as protein CYSTEINE-RICH TRANSMEMBRANE MODULE 9. Gene Ontology annotation, cellular component: plasma membrane. The record is from RefSeq and is a predicted model, not a curated record. The coding region runs from base 199 to 414 and encodes 71 amino acids. The transcript is spliced from 3 exons. NCBI's taxonomy places the organism in Eukaryota, Viridiplantae, Streptophyta, Magnoliopsida, Fabales, Fabaceae.
AAUGAGAGACGUCAAAGGCUGCGCCACCUUCCCCAGUUCGGUUCUCUUUGUUUCUUUCAUCCAAAACGCGCUUCCCUUACCCUGCCUUCGUCCCUCUUCUAUUUAUUUCAUGAAUUUUACAAUCUUCCCACACCACUCGAUCAUCGCUUCUUCACUUAUAGUAAUUAGAAAUAUAUCAACACCAACUUUAUCAUAACCAUGAGUACCUAUACCAAUCAACAACAAUCUCCAGUGACUGCAUACCCAGCAGUGGGAGAGAGCAAAAGUAGUGCUCCACCACCACCAAUGGGUUACCCCACCAAGGAUGCUCCACAGCAAUCUGUUCCAGUUAAAACCACCACCAGAGGUGAUGGCUUCUGGGAAGGAUGUUGUGCUGCAUUAUGUUGCUGCUGUGUCUUGGAUUGUUGCCUCUAAUUGAACUUCGUUUCAUACAAAAGAUUUGGGCUUGUUCCCCAUGUUCUCCUUUCUUAUUUAUUUUUAUUUUUAUUUUAUUUUUUAGUUUACCAAAUUACUUUUUUACCUUGUCUAAUAAGGAACUCUGUAUUGGCUGGGACAGAAAUUAUGAAUCCAUGUUAAGGAUCUUGUUGAUCUUUUGUA